Ceraceosorus guamensis is the source of this 3339-nucleotide messenger RNA. RefSeq lists its product as hypothetical. The record is from RefSeq and is a predicted model, not a curated record. The transcript has 8 exons. Lineage: Eukaryota; Fungi; Basidiomycota; Exobasidiomycetes; Ceraceosorales; Ceraceosoraceae. Bases 1 to 3339 code for a protein of 1112 amino acids.
AUGUCAGCGGUCUACUCUCGCAGAGCCUCGAAGCUGCUUCUCCUGGCCUGCAUGGUCGGACUGGCCGUCUCAAAGAUGAGCAAGCCGUCCUGGUGGAUGAGCAAGCAGGUGAUGUUCUGGACCUUUACCACUGGCGAUAAGGGUUGCGCUACGGUCGAUGCAGCAGCGACAUGCUGGAGCGACAAAUGCAACAAUCUGGCGGGCUCAGUCGACUUCAACUUCUUCGAUGCUACGUACGACAACAAACGAAUGCGAGACACUCCCCACGCUUGGGCUGUGUGUGCCCAGGAUGCCAGUGCGGACUUUACUGCGCAGUUGGUCUGGGAAAAGCGAUGCAAGGACGCUCCAGGUGCUAUGAUUGCUCUGUGCUAUGGUGGCCAGACAUCUAGCGGUACCGCUAUAAGCCGCUUGCAGGGUGACCUGGAGGAGGCAGAAAGGGACCAAAAGGCAGAGCUGGUUUUGCCAUUCUUUGGCCAUGCCAUGCUGGAGCUCAGUGUGCAGGCAGAGGUGAUGGAUCUGAUCGUGCUCAUGGGGGUCAAAGAGAUCAACCCCAAGUACAAUGAUCCGGAGCGCUGCUUGCUGGAGCCACUCAGCAUUUGCUGCUGCGGCGUCAACAACUUGGCCAACACCCAACGAGGGUCCAGAGCCCAGGCGCUGCGCAGAGCGGAUGAUCAGGAUGGGCGUUUGCGCCCUCAGUCAACGGGACUUGUGCAGCGCAUUGAUCUGCUUAGCAGUACAAGUGUUGGUGGCUAUGCAAGCGUCUUUACCGGCCUUGUCGAUUUGCUGCAGCGCAAGGUGCGCCUUGUCCUUCUCAAGAAGGCCGCUGUUGGUGAGUACAACCAAAAUGCGCAAAGAGCAUGGCUUGAAAAGGGUUUGACUGCCGUUGGUGCAAAGGUGAAUGCUUUCGACAUUGUUGUGCAAUCACCUGGCGUCAUCAGCAGCACGUCUAUUUUGGCAUGGCUGAAGCAGCAGCAGCAGCAGCUUCCCACAGUUGUUGUUGCUUUUGGUGCAGCAUUGUACUAUGUCUUGCGGUACCAUGUGGAGCAUCAUCUCAAAGGUAUGAUAUCCUUGGAACCAUCCUUUGCUACCUUUGGUAGAGCACUGGCGUGCACCAAUCCCUCUGAAGACCGUUUGCACCCCGCAAAUGCGGUGCCAGAUGCGUUGCGGAUCGAGUUGCCAAAGCGCAAUGUGCCGCAUACUCCUCUGAUCACGACUCUGCCCUUGAUCUCUUCUUUGAGGGGUGAGGCAGAGCGUGCCGUAUUGAUCAGAGUUGUUCGCAGCAUUCUUGUGGCUGUCUUGCUGGCAAUAGAAGCCGAGGGCCCCUCCAGCACCACAGGAGUAGAGGCUGCAAAACGUGCUCGCUACCUUUUUGAUGAAGGUCAGGUAAAGGUGGAGGCAAAUGGCAAAGCAGAGAAGGUCAAAGUGCAAGAAGUCAAUGCACUGGGCACAUGUGCAAUGCUUUAUCUGCAAGGCUACAUCUUGCACUCUUGCCUUCUUGACCUUGAUGCAGGAGCAUUGGAAUUGAAAGACGUCACUCGCUCGCACGUUGUCGUUGCACAUCCAUCCAUACUCUCGAAGAGUUUCCACCUGGCAAUCUCUCUGUUAUCCACCCUGCUCUCCGCCUUGAUCUCUGUCUUGCCCACAAUCCUACCCUCAAAGUGUGUGACAUCUGUCGCAAUGGACACUGCUGCUGUCAAUUGGCUGUACGUGGUCAAGCAGGGUGAAGACUGGCAGGUCAGGAGGGAGCAGGAUCUCAAGGUUGGAGAUCUCUGCAUGACUUUGACUGGCACGAUUGCUCCAGUUGUGUCCAUCAGGGCUGGACACGCCAGCGCUUGUGUUGUAGCAACAACCAGCAACGGGACCAAAAGAACUUUUUACGAAGAUGAGAUGGUGCGCCUGCAGGGAGGCAACGGUGGUGGAGCGCGCAGAACUUCUCGAAUCCUUCCAAAAGCGAUGGAGGACCAGCACAGGACACCGGAGCGCGGCGGCACACUGCGUGCCCCCGCAAGCCCAUCUGUGGCACCCGGAUCGAGCCAACGCCCGCCCUCGACAAUGCCACCACCAUCGAUGCCGCUGCCCAGCUCCACGAUCGUCUCGACGCAUCCGCUGCCCAGCUCAACGAUGACGCACAUCUCGACAGAAUCACCCAGCACCACCCAGGCCCCUCUGGAGAGCGUGCAGCCGGGCAUCUUGCCUGAUUGCGAGGAGGCAGAAAAGUGGGCAGGUCAAACGGGUCCAGGUGCAGUUGCCAGCACCAUCGUCUGCUCCUCGCUUCGGAUUGCCCACUGGGCUGCCAUUUGCUAUGCUGGCUUUCAAGCUGGCCUCAAGCAGUCCGAAGUGCGGGAGAUGACUGUGCCUAAGCACGGUUCGCUGGAGGCCAUCAUGGACGCCAAGGAUGAGCGCACGGGCACAGCAGACUUGCCUUGCUUGGCCACUCUGGAGAUCACGCCAGAUGGCCAUGCUCAUCCUAGCCUGGAAGUGCAAUGGCCUUGCCUUGCUCAAAGGAGGCGCGGCAGCAGCAGCAGCAAUCAGCAAGGCGUUGCCAGCUCAUGCGAUGGAGGUCUCGGCGCAGCAACUGGAAGACCACACUGGCCGUCAGCUACCCAGGGUACAGCCAGUGGACUCUCUUGGGAAGGCAGCAUCACCACGCCCGACGAGGAGGUCGCUACCUUUUUGCUGGGCUUGGGUCUACCGAGCAAGCUCUACAACCCUGGAGCAGACAGUCACUGUGGCUUCCGAGGCGUCGCAAGGGCAGUCUUUGGCCAGGAGGAUUUGUACAUGCUGGUUAGACAAUGCUGUUGCCAAGUUGUACUGGAGCUGCCCAAGCUCUGGCAGAACAUGUACGCCUCCUUGCUCGACAACCGUUCGGACGACACUUGCCAGCUGCUGUGGAGGCAGAAGCCUUGCCAGAGCAACAACGAUCAGUGGGGCUGGUUCGAGGCGCACAGCCAUGCUCUGCUUGUGGCUGCUGCCUUUGAUAGCCUUGUCGUGACAAUCUUGCCUCCUGUUGCCUUACCUCCGCCUCCCGCCACCCGUGCUGCCCCCUCUGCAGCAUUGAACAGCUCCUCCAUCAAGAUCAACAUGGUCCAGGAAGCUCAGCCUUGCACCAUCAUGGAGAGGAUGGCCUACCUCUCCUGGCCACUCAUGGUGCGGACUUUGAUCAGCAACAGGGUCAUUUGCCUUGUCCUCAUUGGCAACCACUUUAUGCUGGCAGAGGGCUGGUGGGGUUUCUUGCUGGAUUCCUUCUUGGAGAAUCCCUUGGCUGCCUUCAUGACUGCACAUGCAGAGUCUUUGACACAAGCUGUGCCAUUGGUCAUGAGAGCAAAGGUGGCCCAAUAA